AUGGGCGACCUGGCCGGGUCGCAAAAAGGAGAGAAACCAAGUUUUCUCUCCUUUUUUUUCUAAUUUUUCCGUUAGCCGAACUGUUUUCAAACUAGGAAUGCAGACGAAAAAGAGCGCACCUUAAGUGGAGACCAAGGUCGUCGGAUGGAAAAACGGCCGGCAAGUCGAUUUUAGCGGCAUGUUUACCGCAGUCGGGUAUAAAAGGACCCUCGGAAGUCGCUUCGAGAAGGCGCUGCCAUCAUGACGGUCGCCAUCGCCGCUUCGAUUUCCGUGGUUUCGGGCUUUGCCGUCGUGGCAUGCCUCGUCAGCGUCAGCUUCAUGUUCAGCGACAUCAACAACUUCUACGAUGACGCCAUGAGCGAGAUGCGUUUCUUCAAGGUUCGCAGCUUACUCGCGUUUUCCCAAAACUAGAAGUUGACCUUUCAGGACGUCUCAAACGGCGCAUGGGACUCUAUGAACGAAGUCACCAAGCCGACAGUUCAAACCAAGAGCCUCAAUCCCUUCCUUCUCCUCUCUUCUCGCACCAAGCGUCACGCUCAGUGCAACUGCGCCGGCCAGCAGAACCACUGUCCCCCCGGACCGCGAGGAGCUCCAGGAGGCGCCGGAGAGCCUGGAAUCCCAGGAGCUCCUGGACAACCCGGUCACCGUGGAUCCAACGGAGCUUCCGACGCUUCCGAAGGCCCUGGCGGUUGCAUCUCUUGUCCUGCCGGCCCUCCAGGCAGACCAGGACCGAACGGACCUCCCGGUCCACCUGGAGCCGAUGGCCAUACAGGAGCACCUGCCUACGGUGGCGGCGGAGCUGGACGUCCUGGACCACCAGGACCUCCCGGAGACGCUGGAGCGCCAGGACGACCAGGAUCUCCAGGAAACCCUGGACGACCUGGAAACUCUGCCCACUCAUCGACAGCUCGACCAGGACCACCAGGACCUCAAGGACGCCCAGGACCAGCUGGACAGCCCGGCCAGCCAGGAUAUGGAUCUGCACCAGGAGCGCCAGGACCAGCCGGACCUCCAGGACAGCCGGGAGCCCCAGGACAGCCAGGAAACGACGGACCACCCGGACAGCCCGGCUCCGACGGAACUCCAGGAUCAGAUGGUGAGGAAGUUUCACGAUUUCAGAUGAAUAAUUCUCACUUUUUCAGCUGCCUACUGUCCAUGCCCAUCUCGAGGUGGUUCCGCCCGAGGCGCCAACUACAAGAAGCACGUCUACUCGAACAAGAAGGUCGCCGCCCGCAGUCGCAAGGUCCUUGCAGCUCGUCGUCGCGUCGUCCAAAGACAGAAGGUCGCUGCGGCGGCCGCCGUCCGUCGUCAGAAGGUCCACGCCGCCUAA
This is a messenger RNA of Caenorhabditis auriculariae, 1330 nucleotides long. NCBI's taxonomy places the organism in Eukaryota, Metazoa, Nematoda, Chromadorea, Rhabditida, Rhabditidae. The record is from the annotation of a GenBank genome assembly.